AUGAAGAACCAGUUUUCAAAACACGAGAUUAAGUACAAGAUCAACACUCCAAUGUCAACGCCAUAUAAAUUUGUGAAUCAUUUAAAACUUGAAUUGGAUAAACAAAAGGGCCAAUCCUACCAUUAUCAAUUCCUUCAUCAAGAAAUCAAUCGUAACAUUGAACUUCAUUGUUCAUUACAUUCCAAAAAUGCGACACAUCUUACUGUUCCUAUUUACAUUAUUGAUAAUGGAUUAAUAGGUAAAGUGAAGGAAAUUGUGUCGUUAAAUUGGAAUUCAAUGAGCAAUGAAGUUACGUGUUACGUCUGUUAA
Lodderomyces pseudojiufengensis is the source of this 309-nucleotide messenger RNA. RefSeq lists its product as uncharacterized. The coding region runs from base 1 to 309 and encodes 102 amino acids. Lineage: Eukaryota; Fungi; Ascomycota; Pichiomycetes; Serinales; Debaryomycetaceae. The transcript has a single exon. The record is from RefSeq and is a predicted model, not a curated record.